Molecule: messenger RNA, 2939 nt
Organism: Xiphophorus hellerii (green swordtail)
Lineage: Eukaryota; Metazoa; Chordata; Actinopteri; Cyprinodontiformes; Poeciliidae
Product: arrestin domain-containing protein 3-like
Exons: 6
Coding region: 984-1949 (321 amino acids)
Biological process (GO): protein transport
Cellular component (GO): plasma membrane; cytoplasm
Source: RefSeq, a predicted model, not a curated record
GUAUACAUUUUUACUUUUUUAACAACUGUUAGAGUUGAGAUCUUAAAAUGCAAUGAGAAUGACUUAAUUUGGUUAAGAUGUAUCUUAUUUAAGUCAUAAUGAGUGGACUGUGGCAAUGCCACCUAUACUAAUUAACCAAUAUGUUUAUAAUGACUGUUUUUGUCUGAAUCUGGUGCAAAAUAGAUAAAGUCUUCUUUAAAUAGGCUAGAAAGUACUUGAUGAGAUGGGAAUAGUGAGGGCCUUUUUCUUUUGACUUCUCAUUUUUAAGAUUGUACAUCAUUAUUUUAGCAUCUCUUAGAAGUUACCUCUUUAGACUAAUGUUUGAUUCAAGUAACCUUUUACCUCAACUUAAACAUACUAUCCUCAUAUUUGUUUACAUUUUAAUUUGAUUUGAUUCCUUUUGAUCCCCAGUUUUAUUGAUUUUACAUGUUAUAAUUAACUCUGUUUAGGCUGAAUAAUGUAUUUUUUUUUUGUUAAACUGCACUUUAGUCCAAUUUGUGUUGUUUCAAAUGUAUUUUUAAUAAACUAAAAGUUGUAAUUUUUGAAUCUUUAAACUUUGAUUUUUUUUCUCCACCUUUUUGUUUACAAUAACUACAUAAUACAUAUAUAAACUGGUCUACUAUUGACUGACUGAUUCUUUGUACCAACUGAUUCUUGCUAGAACAAAAAGAAACUUGCACACAUGCCAAACAUCAUCCCCUUGCAUAUUCACUUAAAGUAAUGUAGCCUUCACCAUCCUGGCUAGAGUUACCUCUGUGAAAAGGCAAGAAAAGGACACCUGCAGGAUUGAUUACGUGAUCUGUUCUGACACAGUUACCAGUUCUGCACUGCAGUCCACUGUUCCAGUAUCGCCAGUAUCCCUAUUUAUCAAAGAGAGGUCAUCAUCCUAGUUUUAACUCAGUUUAAGCUGUCAGGAGAAAGUAUUUAAGCGCAUAGAUCUUUUAUCACAGGGCUUUGCAUCAGCUGUUGGAUGUUGUCCUAUCAUGACUGUGAAGCAUUUCUCAGUGGAGUCUGACAGAGUGAAGGACCAAGGCACCUACUCCCCAGGGGACAUUCUUUCUGGAAAAGUAACUGUGGUAACCACCAAGGAGAUCAAAGUGCAGAGCUUUUUGGUCCGAGCUAAGGGAAAGGCUAAGGUGAUUUGGUAUGAACAAGAAGGACAAAACUCUGUUGUUCGGAGCAACAAGAAGAAAUACUUCUAUUUUGAGCAUAUAAUUCUUCAAGAUAAAAACAAGGGAGAUGGUUCAGAAAUCAUGGGUGCUGGGAUUAAUGUUUUUCCAUUCAGCUUUGUGAUUCCAAGCAGAGACAUGCCCUCAUCUUAUAAAGGCAAAUGUGGUGAGAUCACAUAUAGUUUGCGAGCUCAUUUGACUCAAUCAAUUUGGCUUGUACACAAAACCAAGACUGAGUUUCCCUUUCUAACCAGCUCUGAGUUUCCUUUUGCCUCCAAAUCAGAAAUGAUAAUCAUUGGGCUGAAGGAGCAACAGCAUGCAACCAGGAUUUCGUUUUGUGGCUCUGGGAAGGUUACUAUGAAUGUGACCUCUGAAAAAAUGGGCUUAAAGCAAGGAGAAGCAAUGGGAGUCUUUGUGGAGGUACUCAAUGAGUCUGCACACUCUGUAACACCAAAGUUAUACCUGUGUGAGAAGCUAACCUUUGUGGCCCAUUCAAAGAAGAAAGUGGAAACAAAGGACAUCUUGUUCGGGAUAGGAGACGCUGUUCCAGCUGAGAGCAGUCACACUGUAACCAAAGUAUUGAUCAUCCCUCCACACCUUCCUGCUACCUUCUUCAACUGCAGCAUGAUGAAUCUGGAGUACAGAAUCAAGAUCACUCUUGGUGUCCCUUUGCUGAGAGACGCAGAAAUUAAACUUCCUCUGGUCAUCCUCCAGGGUUCGCCAAAACCUCUUCAACAAAAACCAAAAAGAUCCAUCUGGUUUAGAAAACUUCCUGAUUAAAAGAACAUUCAUGAGCAAGAAGAAAAGGGUAUAAAUACGUACUUUACUUUCAGGUAGUAAUGCAGGGUCUAUGGCCAUGUAUGUAGGUAUUGAUAUUUUUGUAACUGCAUUUACAUUACUUACAAGAAUGAUUUCUGUUGCUGUCUAAAUUUGAAAUGCUGUUCAACGCUAUAGUGUGCAUGUCCACUAGAUGGAGAUGUCAGCCAUAGUAAAGUAAUGGCAGCAUGUUUAACUUAAAUGAUUUUGUUGAAAAUCUAGACCUGUUUUGUUGUUUUGCUAUGUGUUAUAAAUCACUGGUAUAUCCCACAUUAAACAUCAAAAAUACAAACUUGGGUAAAAGUAAAUAAUUCCGUUUUACUUGGGUCAAAAACCAAAUAUCACAUUUUUAAAGAGGAAAAUGUGCAGAGCAAUCUGAUCUCAAUUGAAAAACGGAACCAUGCGUUUUGGGGAUAAUUUAUCCAAAUAACCAAAAUAUAUGAUUUUUGAAAAGAAACAUUUAACUAUUUAAUGAAUUAAUUUGAAAAUGCAAAAGAUUGGGGUAGGUCCAAUGCCUCCAAUGCAAAAGUAUUCAUAAAUAUUUCCAAUAUGUUUGUGUAUCAGUAUGCUUCAUUGGGAUUUCUUUUGACAGAGAAGUCAAGAAUAGACUUCUCUGUCAAAAGAGACAGAUUUUGGAUUUUUAAAUUUUGGAGAAUUUAAUCUCCAAAUCUCAGGUAGAAUCUGUGAAAUUGAAAGGACAAAUGUGCCCUUUCUAUAUAUGUGGCAAUAUGAAAACAAUUGUUGAAAGAAAGGCAGAGAUGUUUUUGUUGCGUCAAUUUUUUCUGGCCUAAAUAAAGAACGCAUAUAUAGUUAAAAGAGAAACUAACACAGCACAUUGCCCUGAACGCAACAUCCCAACUGCAAAACAUUGUGUUGGGAGAGUCACACAGAGGGGAUGCUCUUUGUCAGCUGGGAUAUUGAAGCAGGUCAGAGAGUUGAUGAGGUGAUGGAUGG